CACAAAGUAAUAGAUUUAGGUAUAAAUAUUGUACCUAUUUAAACUAGUAGGCUAAGUUGGACUACGCAAAGACCGUUUUGUGCAAAAAUGUCUCGUGAAUAUAGAAAAUUUUCUUUAGGUGCAAACAGUAAUAUAAUUGGCAGGCGUGUGAGCUUGAAACCGUACCUGCGUAAUAAGCCAGUCCGGAUUUAUCAACCUACAUACCGACUUAAUCCAAAGAAACGCUUUGAUGCCGAGAAAAUAGAAAAAGUUCUCAAGAGGAUCGUGGAUGGGGAGUUAAUUGAGAUUGAAUACAGCGAGAAAGUAGUUCCAGAUUUAUGUUUAAACCUCGCCGAGAUGAUACGUAACGCCAUUAAAGAAGAAAACUAUGACAGGUACAGAAUCAUUGUGAGUGUGUGUAUCGGUCAAAAACGGCAGCAGAGUGUCCAUAUCUUCCAUACGUUCUUAUGGGACCACGAACGUGAUGCCUUUGCCUCGUACAAUUACGAGAAUCCCCAUAUAUUUGCUAAUGUAGUUGUCUAUGGAGUGUAUCUAGAUUAAAAAUACUAAAUAAAUCGUAAAAUUUGUCUACAAAAUGUAUAUUUGAUACAAUUAAAAAUAUUUGUUAUUGGCGUGCUCGUUCUAAUCUAGUCAUAUAAAUAAUAUAAACCUUAAACAUU
Messenger RNA from Spodoptera frugiperda (fall armyworm), 659 nucleotides. Its product is annotated as dynein light chain Tctex-type 5-A. The record is from RefSeq and is a predicted model, not a curated record. Lineage: Eukaryota; Metazoa; Arthropoda; Insecta; Lepidoptera; Noctuidae. Gene Ontology annotation, cellular component: cytoplasm; cytoplasmic dynein complex. Gene Ontology annotation, biological process: microtubule-based movement. The coding region runs from base 88 to 540 and encodes 150 amino acids. Gene Ontology annotation, molecular function: dynein intermediate chain binding. The transcript is spliced from 3 exons.